Plasmodium cynomolgi strain B is the source of this 708-nucleotide messenger RNA. RefSeq lists its product as hypothetical. Bases 1 to 708 code for a protein of 235 amino acids. The transcript is spliced from 2 exons. Lineage: Eukaryota; Apicomplexa; Aconoidasida; Haemosporida; Plasmodiidae. The record is from RefSeq and is a predicted model, not a curated record. Gene Ontology annotation, molecular function: protein binding.
AUGUUCGACAUGACCAAAGGGUUGCGCAUUUUCGAGCAUAUGAUAAUCGUUGAUAAAAAUAGUGUACUUAGAUUGUGGAAUGGCUUUGAAUGGAAGAGAGUGGAAAGUUAUUUCCAAUUUGUGACUACGGCUAGAUAUGACCAUAAGGGACACCUGUGGUGUGUCAAUAAUUCGUACGAGUUACUCAAAAGGAUGAAAAAAAGUUUUAAAAACUUUAGGCAUUUAGGUAACGAAGAAAUUGUAGAUAUCAGUUUUGAUAAAAAAAAUGUGUUAUGGUGUGUUAAUCGUAAGGGAGAGUUGCUCAAGUGGAAUAGAACCCAAUGGACUAAAGUGAGAUUUUCUGGAUUCCAUAAAUUGAUAAGUGUGGCCUUUGACAGUAGGGGAGAUUUGUGGGCUAUCAAUACGAAGAGGGCGUUGGCGAUCUGGAGUGAAAAGGACCGUUGCUGGAAUGAAAAAGUUGUGAAGGAUGAUUUGAAAAUAUGUGCCAUCGAUUUUGACAACGAGGGGCAUAUCUGGGUCGUUUCCACUGCGGGCGCGCUGUUGACCUAUUCGCAGGGUCACUGGGUGAACUUUGGGUACGUCUGCCUGGACCGCUUGAUUUCUGUGGGGUUUAGGAAGUUAGACAUAUCGGUUUCAAAAGGAGAAAGGGAUAUCACACAAAAGUUUCCACGUGGGGUAACAAAUUGGGGUGAACCGCUAAGCAGCUAA